Molecule: messenger RNA, 858 nt
Organism: Suhomyces tanzawaensis NRRL Y-17324
Lineage: Eukaryota; Fungi; Ascomycota; Pichiomycetes; Serinales; Debaryomycetaceae
Exons: 1
Coding region: 1-858 (285 amino acids)
Biological process (GO): negative regulation of SCF-dependent proteasomal ubiquitin-dependent catabolic process; regulation of ERK1 and ERK2 cascade; negative regulation of protein binding
Cellular component (GO): nucleoplasm; cytoplasm
Molecular function (GO): F-box domain binding
Source: RefSeq, a predicted model, not a curated record
AUGAUGUUCCACUCGAGCCUACCCGCCGUGACCCACGAAUACCCCCAGUUCAAGACCCACACCCCCCAGACGGCGUCUCGUCCCCAGGAGAUCGCUCCCGCCGUGUGGCUCGGCUCUUACGCCGCGUUGGACUCCAGCUUCCUUGCCGACAACAACAUCAAGAUCAUCAUCAACUGCUCGCACACCACCUCGUUCCUCGCCCACUUGGCACAGGCGCUGGUGUCGUCAGACGUGAUCAUCCUCAGUCUCGACCCAGCAUUCCUGGCUGAGCUGGUGGCUGGUGCCGACCAGCCACUCGUGGCAGAGUUUCUCGCCACCCACAACCGAGUGUUGCAAAACUAUAUCAACCACUUUUACAUUUAUAACCCGCACGCGCGCAACCUCAUCCAUGAUAUCCCCUCAGCCAAGCUCGACUUUGCGUCGCCCAUCUUGACUGGCAACCUCAAGCUCCAGUUCUUCAACGUGCUCCGGUUGGUGCUGUUGUGCAAGUCGAUCAACUCGUCCAUCCAGGUGUUGUUUGUGAGCGAGACGCGGUCGUCGCUCGCCACGGGGCUUGCCACUGCCUACCUCAUGGACACCUACAACUACAACCUUGCUGCUGGGUUGGAGGGGGUCAAGACGCGUGCGCCUGCGUACGCCACCGACUUGAACCACAACUACUACGACGACUUGCUCAUUAUCGAGAACCUCAAGAAGUUUGGCACCGAGAACGCCUCACUCAGACAAAAGAACCCAGGGGUGUUGAUGGCCAACUGCAGGCUCAAGAGGCGUGGCAGGGACGACGAGGACGAGGAUCUCGAGAUGGACACGCGUGUGGUGGUUGGCGACCGCAAGAGGCGGUUCAGAAACUGGUCCUAG